UAAUUAAAGUAACUGUUGAUUGGGAUUAGGGACCACAAAUUAGGUUUAAAUAAUAAUUAUACUAUAUAAACUCGGCCGUUAUUUAAAAUCAAAAACUCUUAGGAUCGAGAGAAUCUUCGUCUUCUGCGAUCGAACCAUGGGAGGAGGAAGAGUGAUGGCGACGGCAGCGAAGGUAGCUGGAAUCGGAGUCGCCAAAGGUGGAUUCAAAGGAGGACUCGGCAUCCCCGCGGCUGCGAAUGAUCAGUUUAACGUUAGAAACACCGCCGUUUCCGCUUCGUUGUCAUCGGCGAGUCAUCCUUCCGUCGAAGCAGACGCUAUGGUUAUGCAAAGUGCGAGCUGGGAAGAAGAUUGGGAGUUCGCGGAAGUGGAGACCACCACGACGAUUCCUAGGGUUGUUUUCAGCAAACCUCCGUCUCUUCAAGAGGCUAAAGAAGCCACCGAUGAUCUCAAAGAUGCAAUCAAUAUGGUGUGUAUGGAAGGUUCAAGUGAAGCUGGUUCUGUUUCCAGAAUGUUGUCAAGUUUUCAACUUUCUGACAAGAGAGCUGUUGAAUCACCUGUUCCACAAGUUGCUCUUACGGCAUUUAGUUUUCUCAGUGAAAGCUCUGCCGCGCAGUCUGUUGUUGCUUCCAUUGCGUCUGACCCAAAAGUGUGGGACGCUGUUAUGGAAAACAAGGAUCUCAUGAAACUUCUCGACACCAACAGUACCGCUGCUUCGACUCAGGUUGAAGAUGACAAUGACGACAAAUCUGAAGAUUCUAGCGAGACUGAAAGUGAGGAAGACGGUGAAGCGAAGCCAAUCCAACUCUUGGAGAUUCUGCAGGACAUGAAGCUAAAAGCUGUUCAGUUGAUGGAAAACGUCUCUUCCUACUUUGGGGGUUUGUUCCGGUCAGAAUAUUUCACAGAAAAUGGAGAAGAGAGGGAGCGGACGUUGCUCAACGACCCUACUUCUCUGUUUGGAUUAGCUGUUUGCGUUAUCUUUAUGGUAGUUAUGAAACGUGCUUAAGCUCCAGGUUUUUUAUAACUUGCCGACAUAACAAAACAAAAACCUACUGUUAUCUCUUUCUGCAACUACGUUGCCGUUUAGACUUUUAACUUCUUUUGCUUCGGAAAUUUUUCAUAUAUUGAAGGAACCUUUGGUUGUUUUUUUAUAUAUAUUCUUAUCACU
Messenger RNA from Raphanus sativus (radish), 1165 nucleotides. RefSeq lists its product as uncharacterized. The transcript has 4 exons. The record is from RefSeq and is a predicted model, not a curated record. Lineage: Eukaryota; Viridiplantae; Streptophyta; Magnoliopsida; Brassicales; Brassicaceae. Bases 137 to 1003 code for a protein of 288 amino acids.